CCGUUCGCGCGUCAACAGCAACAGCUAGGAUGUUGCGAUAACGGUGGCAGCCAAAGAUUGCUGCGGUUGCAGAGAUUAGGCUGCAGGGAAGAAACCUCUACCUAAUGUUUUUUUAGAUGUCACAUUCUUGUGGUUUCUGAUUUACAGCGACAGGCGGAGGCCGUUUUCCGGACGACUCCUCGCUUGUUUGUGUUUAAGAGAAAAGGCUGCAUCGAGGUUAUGCGUUAGCUAAGUAAAAAAAAAAUCACAUUUUUUUUUCAUUAAUUGAAGGAAGUAAAUAGCCAGACGAGCAGAUAUGUGGCAACCAACGGACGCUUCACCUGAAUGAGGAUGGAAAGAUUUGUUUCGGGGAACACAAUCGUACAAGUUACACGUCGGAUAUAUCGCAUUCGGGGACGUUAUUUUUAGAGGAUAACCUGGAUAACCUUACACGAAAUGUCAUAGCGCGUGAGUAGCUAGCACUGAGCUAGCUUGGUAACGGUUGGACGAGAUGGAGAAGGACAUAGUGUUAUCAUCAUCAGCAGCAUCAGCCGACCAUGAGCAGCUGCAUGGGUAGCUAAAGACAGACUUUCUCCGGAGAUGCUGGGUGGUGUAAUUCACUUACAUAACAGCUCUACAGUCGCAGCCACUCCAGCCUUUCACAGGGUGGCUUGUGUUGGCAAGUGAAUGGGAAAUUUGCCACCGAAAUUCUCAGCUUCAUCAUCAUAAUACGUCGGGAGAAAAGGGGGGCAUUUCUGCAUGUUUUGAGGCUGCACUCAUCAUAUAGACUCUCCUGCAGCGUCAGAUUCAGUGCACAUAUUCUGUGCAGGGGGAAAAAAGCAUCUCAUCACAUCUCUGUGUGUGUGUGUGUGUUAGCUUCACAUACUCCUGACGUUUCGACAACAUGAGGAAGUUCUUUGACUCUCGUCGGGAGUUGGUGAGCUCUGGGCCUGGUUCUGGAGGAGGAGGAAGCUCUGGGUCCAGUCACGCAGGCGGAAAUUUUAUUGGACGAGGCUUCACUGUCGGGCGACACCAAGUCACUGUUGAGGAGGUUAUUGCUGAAGGUGGUUUCGCAAUUGUGUUCCUCACGCGAACAAAUCAGGGGGUGCGCUGUGCCCUGAAGAGGAUGUACGUCAACAAUGAGCACGAUCUGCAGGUGUGCAAACGGGAGAUUCAAAUCAUGAAAGACCUCGUCGGCAACAAGAACAUUGUUGGUUAUCUGGAUUCCAGUAUCACGGCCGUGGGAUCACGAGAUGUAUGGGAGGUUUUCAUACUAAUGGACUAUUGCAAAGGAGGGCAGGUGGUCAAUCUGAUGAACCAGAGGCUGCAGACUGGUUUCACUGAGGCUGAGGUGCUGCAGAUAUUCUGUGACUCCUGUGAAGCCGUCUCGCAUCUGCACCAGCGCAAGACGCCCAUCAUCCACAGAGACCUAAAGGUGGAGAACAUCCUCCUGCACGACAAGGGCCAUUAUGUGCUGUGCGACUUUGGCAGUGCCACCAACAAGUUCCAGAGUCCGCAGACUGAAGGGGUGGCUGCCGUGGAGGAAGAGAUUAAAAAGUACACCACCUUAUCAUAUCGUGCCCCUGAAAUGGUCAACCUCUACAACAAUAAGAUUAUCACCACCAAAGCAGAUAUCUGGGCACUGGGUUGUUUGCUCUACAAGCUGUGCUUCUUCACUCUGCCCUUUGGUGAAAGCCAGGUGGCCAUCUGCGAUGGCAGUUUCACCAUUCCAGAUAACUCUCGCUACUCUUACGAUCUUCACUGCCUCAUUCGCUACAUGUUAGAGCCAGACCCAGACAACAGACCAGAUAUCUACCAAGUGUCCCACUUUGCUUAUAAACUAGCUCAGCGGACCUGUCCUGUUCAGAAUGUGAAGAAUUCUCCAAUUCCUUCCAAACUUCCUGAGCCAAUCAAAGCAAGUGAGGCUGCAGCAGCGAAAAAGAGCCAGAAUAAGCCCAGAUUGACAGAUCGAGUUCCCACCACUGAAACCUCCAUCACCCCUCGCCAGAGGCCCAAAGCUGCACAUACCCAGCCUGCUGCUGGCAUUCUACCCAUCCAGCCUGCUGCGCUUACCCCGCGCAAGCGGGCUAAUCUCCCGAGUGUUGUAGCUCAGCCUGUUGGAGUCAGUUUAGACCUCUUCCAGCCAGCUGCAGCUCUGCAGUCACAGAAGGCCCAGACCUCAGCUCUGCCUCUCAUUCAGUCCCAAAACAGUUCCAGUCAGGCAGUGGCUCCACAGAAGCAGGCCUUGCAGCCAGCUGCAGCUCCGGCAGCAGAGGCCACAGCUACAGUAUCACCAGUGACUAAUGUUCAACCACAAGCACAGCCAACAGUCCAGCAACCGACCACACCUCCCUCUGCAGUUCAGGCACCAGUGACGCCAUCCAGCCCGGCCCCACCUCAACGCCCGGCUCGACGCAGGCAGGCUGGCCAGCCUCAGCAGCCGGCUUCCCCCGGAAAACCGGCCUCUCCUCAGCCACCUGUAUCUCAGCAGCAGCAGCAGCAGAUCAGUCAGACACCAGCUGCACAGGUUCAGCCUGCCUCCACUGAGAUCAGCCAAAAAUCAGCUGAGGUGACUCCACCUGCUUCCCCAAAGACAACGGAAGAACGAAGCCACCAAUGCAUUCUGAGUGACGCCCCCGCAAGUAGCAUUGCUGCAGUUACAGUCAGUGACUCUCAGCAGCUGCGAGGAGUUAAUGGGGAUGCUGGACUCAACCAAGCGCUCACAUCUCAACCAAGCACCACCCUGCAUGUUCAGCCCAGUGUUGCAGAUGAAGUCCAGGACCAAAGCCUGACUGGAUCCACUGUUCCUGCCUCUGGUGGUGCCACCAGCAACCCCACACAGGCUGCGUGGAACCCCUUUGACGAUGACAACUUCUGCAGCCUCACUGCUGAGGAGUUCAAACCAGAAGACAAAAAGCCUAAUGAAACGGAGACAUCCUUUGAAGAGUUGAUACCAGGCCUGCAGGCCUCAACUGUGGAUAAUGAACACCAGGAAAAAAUUGAAAGACCAUCAGCCAUUCUUGACCUUGAUUCGGAAGCGUCGCUGUUGGUUGUACCUGAUCAUUUCCAUAUCAUCGACCUGUUAGAUGCACCAGAGAAGCUGAUUGAAGGACUCAAAUCUCCUGACACAUCUUCACUGAUGCUUCCUGACCUCUUGUCAUUGUCUGAUCCCUUUGGUGGCUCCGUGGAAGAGUCUGCGAAAGACUCUCUGACUGCAGAAGACUCCCUCCUGGGCUGCUCCCUCAUCUCUGCUCCAUCCACCACUCCUGCAGCAAGCAGCGCCACCUCCUCAGUAUCUUCUGCUCCCACCUCUGCUGCCUCUGUUCUGGAUGACUUCAGUCUGUUGUCUGGAGACUCUGCACAGCCUAAAGCAGAUUCCUCUUCCUGUCUGAUCUCAGACUUGGAGCCACAACAAGCCAGCGGAGAGGCAGGCACAGAGGACGACGAGUUUGAUCCUAUUCCCGUCACAGGCCGAAAGAACUCCCAAGUUUCAGGAGGCCACUCGCGCAGUAACAGUGGUGGCUCUGAAUCCAGCCUGCCAAGCCUGGCCCGCUCCCUGCUGCUGGUGGACCAGCUCAUCGACUUGUAGGCCCCUCCCCCCCCCCCCGCCCCCGAGUAGAAGCUGUAACACUGGAUAAUAGACUGGCAUAGCAUAACUGCAAUCAGCACUGUUGUCAUAACUAGCUUCCUGCAUCCCUGGCUGUCAUCUUCAUUGUAGAUCCUACAAAUAGAAACUUCCUUCGCCUUCUAGUGCUUCUCCACUCCCCACCCUCUCUGCAUACAGAUGACAUUAUCUGGCUUCUCUUCACCUCUUAUCUCUCUCACCUUCACACCUACAUUUUUUCUCCGUCGUAGUCUCUGUGCAUCAUGUAUUUUUUUCCCCCCCAUUCUUUCUCAAGAUGAACCUUUGCAUCCUUCUGUCAAUCAGGAUAUAAUAUUGCUAUCCAGUUUGUUUGAAUAAUACUGCGUUAUGUCUAAUCGCGAACAAUAGGAGAUCAUUGUUGUAAUGUACAAUAGGCAUAGUUCUAAGUGGUUGUAGUAAUUAUUGUGCACAAGUGAAUUAGUCGUCGUUUGGCUUUUUAAGUCCUCCCCAGAUUUUUUUGCACAUUUUAAAGAGAAAAAAAAAAACCAUGACAACUUUAAAUAUAUAUAUAUAUAUAAUUUUUUUUUUUCAAUUAAGGUCAUUUUAUUUCUCCUGCGAAGGGAAACCUGUUUGAAACGUGUCAUGUAGCUUAAAUUUGCACAGUAGCAUAAGUGGCACCUCUGUCAGCUUUGAGCUGGAAUAUCGUAUAAUAUAAUUUAAAGCUGCUAUAGAUUAGACUGAAGAAAAAAAAAUGAAUAAUGUCACAAUCUGGAAACAAAACAGCCAUAUCCACACAUCCUGCUUCUCUUUCUGCUUCUGCACCACACAUAAUUAUAGUGUCGUGGAAAAAAACAAAGCAGGAGACGAGGUGUUUGUCUUAUAGGACGAACAGCAAAGUGCCAUAAAGUAAUCUGUGAACUGCUGACUGGAGAAGUCAUGGAGGUGUACAGUGUCUGCUAAACUCAAUUAUAUAACUACAAUAACGAACUUAAUUUCCAGGCAGAAGUGUACUUGAAGAACAGGGACCUGCUCUUAUUUUACUGUUGUUUUAAUCUUAACUUUGAUUUUGUCCUUUGGAGACAAAGCAAUAGGUGGCUUUUGGAGUUAGAGGACAAAUCAUGGCCGUUCACCAGUGUUUAUAGCAGUGUGCCAUACCAACAGAAAAUGCAUGAAAUCGUGAAAACGCCAAGAAAAAAAACCAACUAAGUAGAAAUGGCUAUUCGGGAAAUAGUCGGCACUAACGGAAACGACAAAAGAUUUUCUUGCACUCGCGUUUUUGUUUUUUUUCGUUUUUUUUUUUAAAUUGAUCCCGCAUCAUGCAUUCCUCCUUCCUACAUUCCUGCCAUUUAUUGGUUUACUCAUGACUUGUGUAAAUAUACAAUUUAUCUGCUGACUCUUAUCCAGACUAUAGUCUGUGGACUAUGUCAUGAAGCUUUACGUUUGGAAAACAUUCUGCUUUACUUGUGAAAUCUGUCUCUCUCUCUCUCAUAUAUACAUGCAUACAUACAUAUUUUGUUUCCUUGUUAAUAAAUGUUAAUAUAAAUAGAGUGUUAGAGAAUGAAUGUAAAAAAAUAGAUCUUAGUCUAUGAUUAAAUAUAUAUAUAUAUACAUAUAUAUAUAGAAAUAAUUCUUAACUCCGUAAUCUAUGAAUACUAUUGAAGAAUACUCUAUAAAUAUUUCAUUCCUCCUUGUGUGAUGAGAAAGUUGUUGUUUUUUUUUAUUCCCUGUUUCUGAUUAUUGAAAUGAUUCUCCCUCAAUAAUUGUCAGUACAUUCAAAUGUAUAGAUGACGCGAUCCCCGGUCUUUGUUCUACUCGGACGAUUAGGCCGAAAUCCCUGUAUGUCUUAUUCCGCCCGUGUUAUAUUUGUUUACAUGGACUGAUGAAGGAUUCUAUUUUUUAUUCUUAAACCGUCAACAGUUUUCCGGAGAGAGCGAGAGCUUAACCUCUUGAAUCUUGUUUCAUGUCAUUGCUGAAUUAGGACUUCUUUUUUUCUCUCCCCCUGCCCCUCAGAGAUUGUGUGCUUAUGUUUUUCUCGCUUUACUGGUUUUAGUGAUCACAGACGUCAUAUCGAAAAAGCAUGGCAGUGUUGUUGAAUGUUCUGUUCAUGUGUGUUGGUGGUAUAAACCGUGUUAUGAUCAGUAUGUAUGUGUGUGUGUGUGUGAAGUCAGAUUUGUUGGAUGUGUUUUCCAGUAGCCUUCUUGUGUUGUUGUUUGCAACAAACAUGGCGACGGUCACGUUGUCAUUAAAAUCUCUUCUGAAAGCACAGCCCUCUCCCCUAAUUCUCUCAGGUCGUCAGUGCUACGUGACUCCCUCUCUCUCUCUCUCUUUCUCUCUCUGACUCUCUUCUUUCUCUGAGAGUUGGGACUCAUAUUGGCUUUCCCCGCGCUCCGCAGUCUCACUGUCCUCUGGAAGUCUGCGCUCUAAUUUACAGCUAAGAGAAUCUGUGUGAUGUCAUAUGUACAGUUUGAGGGGCUCUGUGAAGUGUGAGAGAGGUGCGUGAAGGUGCAACACUCUUGCUCUGCAGCAGUGGGUUGAUGAUCCGUCAGCUGUCCAGGGUUUGAAAAGUCAGCUCUGUAUCCGCAAUAGAAAUGUAUCUAUAGGAUCAAACAGUCAUUUUGUCUCCACAUGCUCGAUUACAGUGGGCCGACUUAUCGCCAACCCCCUCUUUUCUGUGUUCUAUUAGAAUAAACAAAAUAGCAAUGAGUAGCAUACAGUUUCUGUAUGUUAUGAUGUCUAAAUAAUCCUGAUUUCUUGUUUCAUCAUAACCAUUUAACCUUUAAAUCUGUCUAAGAAGAAGUAAAUCAAAUCAAAUGUAGUUGCCUAUGAUUAAAAGUAUGAAAUAAAUAACAAACGUUGUGCUGUAAUUAUGGUGACCUAAUCACAUGAUCAAAAAGAUAAAGGAUUCAUGUUCUAUUAGCCUGCAAUGCAACAACAACAACAACAACAAGAAAAAAAUCGAUAAACAUCAAGGAGUCUCUUUUAGGUGCUGCAUGUGCAACUGGUGACCUAAGUUUUUUUGUUGUUUUUAUUAAUAAGUCAUCCUCUCCACGUCAUUUGCAGUCACUGUUUGAACCUAUGCAACUCCCGAGCUUUCUCCCUGUAGCUGCCUGUGUGCUGUUGUAAAAGGUAAAGCCAAGCAGGUGCUGAGUUUAGUCCUGUGACUAUGAAACAGGAGCCCCUCGUUCUCUCUGCUGUUUUGCCCCCACUCCAAAAAAUAAGAGAGGAAAAAAAGAGCAAUCGGAUCCUAAUGAGUGUUUUGAAAAUGCCUCUUGUCUGUUUGGCCCAAAACCUGCGUCAGAGCUGUGGUAUCGUGUGCUCCUUCUAUUUUUGUGAGAUAAUUAGAAAAUUAUAAAGGAAUAGCAAAUAAAAUACAAAUGUGAAUGUCAA
Solea solea (common sole) is the source of this 6949-nucleotide messenger RNA. Its product is annotated as AP2-associated protein kinase 1-like. The transcript has 20 exons. Gene Ontology annotation, molecular function: protein kinase activity; ATP binding. The record is from RefSeq and is a predicted model, not a curated record. Lineage: Eukaryota; Metazoa; Chordata; Actinopteri; Pleuronectiformes; Soleidae. Gene Ontology annotation, biological process: protein phosphorylation. Bases 884 to 3568 code for a protein of 894 amino acids.